Vigna unguiculata (cowpea) is the source of this 2586-nucleotide messenger RNA. Lineage: Eukaryota; Viridiplantae; Streptophyta; Magnoliopsida; Fabales; Fabaceae. The record is from RefSeq and is a predicted model, not a curated record.
AUGGUUUCUACCCACAGCAGAGCAGGAGUUAACAAGCAAGUCGAAGCUGGCCCCUCAUGCCCCGCUAACAUCACUUCGGAUCUGGUCACCAUCCUAGACGGUCAAGCCAAGAUGCAACAAGAGCUGGCUGACUUGAAGAAGCAUAGUGCUGAUGAGAUGGAAGCACUGCGACAGGAAAAUUCUCGCAUAAGGCGAAAGAUCGAAGCCGAUCCCACUCAAAAGGGAAAGGCCAAGGAAACAUCUGAAGCCGCAGGGUCCCCGGCUUUCCAGCCUACUGAAGAGGAAAGCGAGCACAAUCCUACCCCGCACACCUUCACCACCACCCAACAAACUCCCAUCCUCUCAGCCCAUCCUACUCACUUCCACCCCACCCUCCUGGGACAUACUGCGGCUCCCACUCUCACCGCCACCCUCCCCACCACUCAUGUCCCACCCUACAACAUGCCCACCACCCUACAUACCACUCAUAUCCCACCCUACAACCCUCACAACCUCCCUACUACCCACAUCCCUCCUCACAACUUUACCUCCACUUUUCCCACCCUCGUCCACCAUCCCAUACCUCCUUACCCGCUCCCAUCCCACCAACCCAGACGUCGUCACCCUUUCACCGACUUCAUCGCCAACACCCCCCUUCCCACCCAGUGGGGACGCUUUACACUGGAGCGUUACAUUGGUAAAACUGACCCCGAUGAACACCUUAAAGUCUACAUCACCCACGUCGCCCUCUACACUUCCCAUGACCCAGUCUUUUGCAAAGCCUUUCCUACCACCCUCAAAGGCCCCGUCCUUGAAUGGUUCACCACCCUCCCACCAUACUCUAUCGACAACUUCGACACCCUCUCACACAUGUUUACCACUUACUUCACUGGCAGCCGCCCACAUCAAACUACUACAAUAUCACUCCUCAGCGUCAGGCAAGAACAAGGUGAGACGUUCCGGGCAUUUAUUGAUCGAUUCACCAAGGUUGCCCUUCGCACCCCACACCUUAAUCAAGAGAUGAUACUCCAGUGCAUGGCCCUCACCCUUCAACCCGGCCCCUUCGCCAAUAACGUCUACCUCCACCCACCUACCUCUAUGCAUGACUUGAAGCUACGGGUUGUCGAUUAUGUCUGUAUGGAGGAAAUGCAAACCCUCCAUACAAAAUUUUGCAAUGAUUACGCACCCUCUACCGCCAACCCCACACCACAACCUCCCCGUCCUGAUCCGAGACCAAGAGAACCACGACAGCCCCGCUUCACCAGAUAUGCUCCUCUAAAUGUUCCCAAAUCCCGCAUCCUUGAUGAGGCUUUACAGGCCGACCUCAUCCCACCACUACGUAAGAUGACCACUCCCCCCAACGCAGACAUGACUAAAUAUUGCCGCUAUCACCGAAACCAUGGCCAUACUACAAAGGACUGUAAAGCACUCCAGGAUAAAAUUGAAGAACUGGUGCGUGCUGGCCACGUUCGCCGAUUCGUCCAUAGAGAAGACCACUCAUCUCGAUCCCAUCCUCCUCCUCAUCCCGACCACCGACGCCCUCUCCGCGACUCUCACCACGAUAAACGCCCAAACCAACAUGCAAACCAUAACCCCCAAUCGGCUCGCACCGACAUCACCCCUACCGACUCUCCCCUACGCGGCACUAUCAACACCAUCUCCGGUGGUUUCGCUAGUGAAGGCUCUACCUCAUCCGCUAGAAAGAGAUACCUCCGCCAUAUCCAAUCAAUUAACCACAUCACCCAUUCUCAUCACAGACACCGCAUGCCUCCCAUAACCUUCACGGAUGACGAUUUUCACGGCCUCGAUCACCAGCAAGAUGACCCUAUGGUCAUCACCGUCGAAAUAGAAAAUUACGCAGUAAAAAAAGUCCUCCUUGACCAAGGCAGUUCCGUUGACAUCCUUUAUUGGGCAACAUACCAGAAACUUCAACUCCCAGACACCGCCAUGGUCCCAUACGAUGAACCGAUUUAUGGCUUUUCUGGGGAAAAGGUUUCCACCCGCGGCUACAUUGACUUCCAUACCGUCUUUCGUGACGGAGCCCAAACCAAGACCGUUCCUAUCCGCUUCCUCAUCGCUGACACACCUACAUCUUAUAAUGUCCUUCUCGGCCGCCCUUCACUCAACACCUUUUGCACUGUUGUCUCCACACCUCAUCUGGCCAUGAAGUUUCCCUCCCCAUCAAGCGACAUCCUCACCAUCCAUGGCGACCAAUGCCUUGCAUGCGAAUGCUACAUGGCCAGCCUACGCCCACAGCUCCCCAUCCUGCAAACUAAUCACAUAGAGCGACCACCCGGCUUUGAGAUCACUUUGUCUGGUGACGAUCUAGACCCUAGAGUGGGCCAGGAUGUCCGCCUUGAACCUGUUGAAGAAACCACCCCCCUGAAGCUCCCUAAUGGCCGCACCAUCAAACUCGGUACUGGGCUCGAAUCUGAACAACGUGACAUUAUAACACCCACCAUUGUCGACAACUCGGACCUCUUCGUUUGGUCAGCUGCUGACUUACCUGGAGUUGAUCCUCAAGUGGCAUCCCACAAGUUAUCCAUUUACAAGGAGGCCCGGUAUAUCUCCCAGAAAAAUGCAAACUUUGCGAGGAGUGACGCCUAG